CUGUGAGUAGUUGUGCAGUGAUGAAUGAUAAUGUAAUUUUAUUUGUACAAUAAUUGAAAAGUACACUGUGUUCAAAGUGGGAAGCGGGCUAAAUAAAACCAUUAGCUUAGCAUUCGUGUGCGUUUAACGAGUAAAGGAAGCGAGUUGUAAAGAAAGCGAGUUAGCCUAGGUUAUGUGUAGAGACUGUUGAGUGAAUUUCAAAAUAUCGUGUAACAAUUAUAGUGGAAGAAAUUUCUACACGCUUCAUUUUUAAUUGAGGAGGAUUUUUAUUGAAACAAAAAUGCAGAUUUUGGGAAUCAGAUUUGCUCCCCUCAGUGUCCCAAUGAACCGGCGUUUACAGACUCUCGCAACAGCCGCUUGGAUGUUCACCAUAACUUUCGGAGCAAUAUUAGGUUUCGUCCUCGCCGUAUACUUGGUGUUGUACUGGAAAUAUUGGUGGCUGAUAGUUAUAUAUUUGUUUUGGGUAUGGGUAGUGGACAAAGAUAUAUCAGAGUGUGGUGGACGACCUAGGAGAUGGGUCCGUAAAUGGGUCUGGUGGAGGUACCUGAGGGACUACUUUCCUUUACAUUUGGAGAAGGUGCCCUUCGUGGAAUUGGAUCCGAAGAGGAAUUAUCUUUUCUGUGCCUUUCCACACGGGAUUUUGUCAACUAGUGCUUUCAGUGCGUUCGCCAGCGAGUACAGUGAAUUCAGGAGUCUUUUCCCGGCUCAUGAUCCGCGAGUAGUAACCUUGGCUCAACAUUAUCAUGUUCCAUUUUAUCGCGAUCUGGCUCUGAGCUUGGGGGGAAUUUCUGCAUCCGCCAAGUCCAUCGACUAUGUCCUGAGCAGACCACAAGGAGGCCAUAUUUGCGUACUGAUGGUGGGAGGAGCGGCGGAGGCGUACUACUGUAAACCGGGAAAUUAUAAAGUCAUACUGAGGAAAAGAAAAGGAUUCGUGAAAUUGGCUUUGAAGAACGGUACUCCCCUGGUACCGGUGAUUUCUUUCGGUGAAACUGAUCUGUUCGAUCAAGUGGAAGGUCCGAUCCUGAAUAGGAUACAAGAGAGGAUAAGACGAUGGAUCGGUUUCGCUCCGGUCGUGAUCAUAGGCAGAGGCUUCUUCCAAUAUUCCUUUGGAAUUAUUCCACGAAGAUGUCCAGUAACGACCGUAGGUGAGUUAAAAAAAAUUACUUGAAUAGUUACAGAAUGU
Molecule: messenger RNA, 1183 nt
Organism: Leptinotarsa decemlineata (Colorado potato beetle)
Lineage: Eukaryota; Metazoa; Arthropoda; Insecta; Coleoptera; Chrysomelidae
Product: 2-acylglycerol O-acyltransferase 1
Biological process (GO): triglyceride biosynthetic process
Cellular component (GO): endoplasmic reticulum membrane
Molecular function (GO): diacylglycerol O-acyltransferase activity
Source: RefSeq, a predicted model, not a curated record